Molecule: messenger RNA, 3022 nt
Organism: Sinocyclocheilus grahami
Lineage: Eukaryota; Metazoa; Chordata; Actinopteri; Cypriniformes; Cyprinidae
Product: tripartite motif-containing protein 16-like
Exons: 6
Coding region: 1094-2728 (544 amino acids)
Molecular function (GO): zinc ion binding; protein binding
Source: RefSeq, a predicted model, not a curated record
UCAGAUUGCUCACCUCCCCUAACAGGGCAAGUGCACCUUCCAUGACCUUGGUGAAGACAUGGGAAGACAUGGACAGCCUGAAGGGGAGGACCUUGUACUGGUAUGUCUGGCCCUUGAAGAAACGGUCUGUGUCGAGAUAAAAUCAAGACGUGAAAGUAUAAGCGUAUGAGGGAAUGUGUUUCUGCAUCAAUAUCUUGAACGGGAGCUUGUGCAGGGCCUGAUUCAAGACUUGCAGAUCCAAGAUCAGUCGUAACCCACUGCUUUUCUUGGGUACAAUGAAGUAAGUACUGUAAAACCCUGACUUCAUCUUGGAUGGAGGGACAGGCUGUAUUUGUCCUUCUCCAGCAGGACUGUGAUCUUUGCAUGCAGGACACAGGUGUCUGUUUGCCACCGAGGUAAAAAGAGCACCACUGAACCCUGGGGGACGCCUGGCCAACUGAAUCACGUAGAUGAUUGGGAUUCUCUGAACUAACCAGCGAGAUGGCUUGGGCAGCGCUAGCCAGUCUCCCAAACUCUGUACAAGUGACACCAAAGGGAAAACAGUAAAUGUACACAUGGUGGGGCAGUGAACUUUUGUACAGUGUGAUUUUAUGUUUGUUUGUUUGUUGACUAGAUGUGUUAGUAUUUAGUUAAUAAAACUUUUGUGCACAAAUUACAUGAGUUUCUGAUUGUGUCACUGUUUGUGGAUAAUGUCCCUUUACUCGAAUGCACUAGUACUGUAAGCAAACUGUUUUCUACGGCCACAAAAAUAUAAUUUAAUAUCAGUUGAUAUGAAAUUACACUGAAUGUUCACUGGACGAACAGAUUAGUUUAUGGUCAUAUUAAUUCUGCUUCAGUUACUACUGGCCACAUUAGUUUGAUCUCUAAAUAAAUGCAACUUACAUUUACAGUAAAUGUAUUUACUUUAAAAACAGGUGUGUCAAAACUCAGCAGGAAUGAGGAACCUGCUUUAUAGACUUACAGACAAACCUGUUUUACACACGUCACUCAAACACAGAAUCAGGAAAGUAUUUAAACUCAUCCGUUCAGGGAAAGAGAAACUGAAGUGUAGCUGAGCUGUUGUGUGUUUGUGUCUCUGUGUUCAAGCAGUAAAAUGGCAGGAGCCAGAGUUUUUCAGGAUGAGUUCAUGUGUUCAGUGUGUCUGGAUCUCCUGAAGGAUCCAGUGACCAUCCAGUGUGGACACAGUUACUGUAAGAGCUGUAUUACAGGCUGCUGGGAUCAGGAGGAUCAGAAGAGAGUCUACAGCUGCCCUCAGUGCAGACAGACCUUCAGUCCAAGACCUGCUUUAGCUAGAAACACCAUGCUGGCUGAAGUGGUGGAGAAACUGAAGAAGACCAAACUCUCUGCUGACUGUGACGCUGGAGCUGGAGAUGUUCAGUGUGACGUCUGUACUGGAAGAAAAUACAAAGCCGUCAAGUCCUGUUUGGUGUGUCUGGAGUCUUACUGUCAAACUCAUUUUGAGCGUCACGAGGAGUUUCACUCAGGAAAACGACACAAAGUGACUGAUGCUACGGGACGACUGCAGGAGAUGAUCUGCCAGAAACAUGAGAAGCUCCUUGAGGUUUUCUGUCGCACUGAUCAGAGAUGUAUAUGCAUGCUGUGUAAGAUUAUUGAACAUAAAAACCAUGACAUUGUGUCAGCUGCAGACCAGAGGACAGAGAAACAGAAGCAGCUGAAGGAGACGCAGAAGACGCUCCAGCAGAGAAUCCAGCAGAGAGAGAAAGAUCUUCAGCAGCUGAAAGAGGCUGUGGAGUCUCAUAAGCGCUCUGCACAGACAGCAGUGGAGGACAGUGAGAGGAUCUUUACUGAGCUCAUCCGCUCCAUUAAGAGAAGCCACUCUGAGCUGAUUCGGCUGAUCAGAGAUCAGGAGAAGACUGCAGUGAGUCGAGCUAAAGGACGACUGGAGCGACUGGAGCAGGAGAUCAAUGAUCUGAGGAGGAGAGACGCUGAGCUGGAGCAGCUUUCAAACACACAGGAUCACAUCCAGUUCCUGCAGAGUUUCCAGUCUCUCUCAGCACCUCCUGAAUCUACAGACGUAAAUGAUGAUCUCUUCAGUUCUCUCGUCUCUUCUGAUGCUCUGAGAGAAUCUGUUCAUCAGCUGAGAGACAAACUGGACGAUUUCUGCACAGAGCCGCUCAAGCAGAUCUCACACAGAGAAACACUCACCAACAUUGUUCCCAGAACCAGGAACCACUUCCUACAAUAUUCUCAUCAGUUCACUCUGGAUCUGAACACAGUGAAUAAACUCCUCCGUCUGUCUGAGAGCAACAGAGUGAUUACUAAUACUGACACAGAUCAGCCGUAUCCUGAUCAUCCAGACAGAUUUCAGUAUUAUAAUCAGGUGUUGUGUAGAGAGAGUGUGUGUGGACGCUGUUACUGGGAGCUGCAGUGGAGUGGAGAUAAAGGUGUGGAGAUAUCAGUGUCAUAUAAGAGUAUCAGCAGGAAGGGUCGGGGUUAUGAGUGUGGGUUUGGAUUUAAUGAUCAGUCCUGGAGUUUGUUCUGCUUUCCCUCCAGAUACAUAUUCAUACACAAUAACACACAGACUGAUCUCUCUGUGAAACCCAUCAGCAGGAGAUUAGGAGUGUUUGUGGAUCACAGUGCAGGAACUCUGUCCUUCUACAGCGUCUCUGACACAAUGAGCCUCAUCCACACAGUCCAGACCACAUUCACUCAGACGCUCUAUCCUGGGUUUUGGGUUGGUUCCGGAUCAUCAGUGAAACUGUGUUGAUGAAUCAGAAUAGAUAUUAUUAUCAAAACGGUCUUUCAAUUCAAAAGAUCACACAGUUAAUAAAUAAUUGUCAUUAUUUACCUUAUGUAGCUCCGGCCCAUUCCAACGUCUGUGUUCUUCUGUAUUCCGGUGUUUUUAUUGUCAUGCAUUUAAAUGUUAAUUUGUUUUUAAUGUUAAGUUACAGCUUGUUAAAUAAUUAGUGUUAAAAAGUGUAAAUGACCAUUUUAAACUCUUAAAGCUCAUAUGUGAUUUCAUGACAUUCAAGGAAAAUAGUCUUGUACUUUUUGAGCUUCA